CACCUUGUCCUCUUUCGUGCCAAAGUACAAAGCUUGUACAAUAACAAUCCUCUCUUCAAACUAUCACCUCUCUAUCAAUCUCAAACCUAAACAUUCCCAAAAUUGUUAUCCAAAUUUGAUUUAGUUCAUUCAACUAUUUUACUUUCAUAAGCUAUUUUGCAAAGUCAUCAAUUAUUACUACAAUGAGCAACAUGAUGAACAAAACAGCAAAAUUGCAGAAGCAAAUUAUAGCUGGUUUAACAAAGUCCAAAACUAUGGCAUUAAAGUCCAAAACAAAUGCCAUCAAAGCUCGUUUAAUUAUAUUCUCACUCAUGAAGAAUAAAAAGUUCCUUAUGAGUUCAAUUUCAGAUAAGUUUCAUUCUGUUUGGGGGAGUCAUUCUCAUCAUCACUCCAAAGAAGGUGGCAAUUAUGAUGAUCAUAAUAGAGCCAUGGUUGUGUAUUACAACAAUGCUCACACUUAUGAGGCGUUGCGAAAUCCAAGUGAAACACAAGUUGUGGAUGAACAAGAUCAAGAAGAUGGACAUGGUGGUUACUAUGAUGAUGAUAAUCCUUUUGGUUCUCAGGGAUUGGAUUUUGACGGAUCGGUGAUUGAUAAGGUGAAGAAUUGUAAGGAAGAAGCAGGGAAAGAAUUUAAACUUGAGGAUGAUAUUGAUGAAGUUGCUGAUCUUUUUAUUAGGAGGUUUAAAAGGAAUAUAAUCUUGCAAAAACAAGAUUCAUUGAAGAGGAAGAGGGAAAUGGUCCAAAAGGGUGCUUGAAUUUCAAGUUUGAUCUUGAUUCAAUGGCUCUAUAUUGCUGCACAGGAUCCAAACUCGUCCUGAUACACGAAAGCUCAACCUCAUCAUUCUCUCCCUUUGAUAUUGCAUUUUUUUUUCAAGAAUAAGGGAGAUUUUAGAAGGAAUAGCUUGGUUUAUUUUACUAUAUUAUAUUAUAUAUGGUUGGUUGGUUUAAUUAAGAUGAGCACAACCCAGAAUUAAUUAACUAGGGUGUGAUUUCUUUGUUCUUUUAUUUUUGUUUUUUUUUCAUUUUGCUUUUGGAUGGUGGUGUGUCAUAGUACUACACCAUGUUCUCUUUUUGAGGUAGCUUUGUAUCAAAUAAAAUAAAAGAGAAUAGAAAUGGACUAUGUUGCUUGUA
Molecule: messenger RNA, 1131 nt
Organism: Medicago truncatula (barrel medic)
Lineage: Eukaryota; Viridiplantae; Streptophyta; Magnoliopsida; Fabales; Fabaceae
Exons: 2
Coding region: 183-755 (190 amino acids)
Source: RefSeq, a predicted model, not a curated record